GAAAUUAUUAUUAAAAAAAAAGGUAUUAUGGAGGAAAUAAGAUAAAAGGUCAAAAGGAAAAUAUGAUUCGAAGUUGACCUAUAUUUUUAUUUAGAGCAUGUAUCCCUCCUUUGCACUCUUCUUGGUGUAAAAUGUAUUGGUACCUCAUUAUCAAAGUUUUCAUCAAUGUAAGUCCUGCUGCUUUAUCAUGAUAGACAAAUUCACUUUUUACUUCGUUGGAAUGGAUACCUAUUACGGCAACGAGCUUAUUUUACUUAUGAUCUAAAUUAAAUGAGUGAAAAUUUUAUUCAAUGGUUGUACAACUUGUUAACGUGUCUAAAAUAUACAUUUGCAUCUCAUAAAAACUUACAAUUGAUUUCGGUGUAAAAAAAAUAACAUCAAUUAAUUAAAAUAAACGAGUUUUUCCCUCAGUCGACGAUAAUAAUUUCUCAUAUUCAAUUCUUACAUUGUUUUUAAAACAUUUCUUUUGGGUUAUUUAUAGUGAGAAUUGUGAAUACCAAGCAAAGGAAAACAUUCAUAAGAUAUAUGAACAUAAUGGCUAAUAACGCAUGCAGAUCAGACAGAAGAAACUAGAAGUAAUCUCGGUGACACAAAAACUUCUAUAACAAGGAAACUGUCUAGUUCCGUAAUUUAAGAACUAAUCCGAACUUCUUAUGGAAAGAAAAAGUUCAAUAGAAACGACUCCACGGCGAGAAAAUGCUAAACAUUAUAACCCAUAAAACAUUUAACACCUCGAACAAUAUAAUACGUCACAAUAGCAAAUUAAUAUGUCACCAAAUUGUCAGUUGACUUAUCAAUUAUGAUCAUAGUGGAGCCUGUGAAAGUGUCCAAUAGCAGUACAAGAUCCACAUUGUUUUCACCAAAGAAGAAUUGGACGGGUGUCAUUAAAAUCAUAAUUCUCGUAUGGCCCGAAGGCCGAAUGUUAGGAAGAGCCCGGGAGAGAGGCGUCGCCGAUCCACCAGUAUAUAAACCAACGGUCGGUGGUACAGAGCAUCACACAACCACGACACCUCCGUGAGUCAACAUGAAAGCGUUCUUGGUAUUAGCUGCCGUUGCGGCACUCGGCUCGGCUAGGCCCGAGGCGGGAUACAGUUACAGCGCGCCCGGAGGCGGCGGUGGUCACGGAGGACACGGCGGCCUCGGCGGGCUCGGUGGCCUCGGCGGCGGCAUCGGUGGCGGACACGGAGGAUUCUCCUCCGGCGGUCUGAGCUCCAGCAGCUUCGGAGGCAUCGGCGGCGGCAGCGGUGGCGGCUUCUCCUCUGGAGGCUUCUCCUCCGGCGGCGGCUCUGGCUUCGGCGGUGGCUCUGGAUUCGGAGGAGGCGCCGGUUUCGGCGGCGGCGCUGGAUUCGGCGGCGGCGCUGGCUUCGGCGGCGGUGCUGGCUUCGGCGGCGGCGCUAUUGUGCAGAAGCACAUCUACGUCCACGUCCCUCCCCCAGAACCCGAAGAACAGCGUCCCCAGGUGAUCAGCGGCGGUGGUGUUCCCCAGAAGCACUACAAGAUCAUCUUCAUUAAGGCACCUGCACCUCCCGCACCUGUUGCGCCCAUCAUCCCCGCCCAGGCUCAGAACGAAGAGAAGACCCUCGUCUACGUGUUGGUCAAGAAACCCGACGAACAGCCCGACAUCACCAUCCCCACCGCUGCUCCCACCCAGCCCUCCAAACCCGAAGUUUACUUCAUCAAGUACAAGACCCAGAAGGACGGUGGUGCUGGAGGCAUUGGUGGUGGUGCUAUUGGCGGCGGCAUCGGCGGCGGCAUCGGCGGUGGUAGCAUUGGCGGCGGCAUCGGCGGCGGCAGCAUCGGCGGUGGUAUCGGCGGUGGCAGCAUUGGCGGAGGCAUCGGCGGCGGCAGCAUUGGUAUCGGCGGCGGUCACGGCGGCUCCAUCGGUGGUGGACACGGUGGCUCCAUCGGAGGCGGACACGGUGGCUCCAGCGGUGGCGUCAGCACCUCGUACGGCCCCCCCGGCCAGUCCGGCCCUUACUAAACGGCGCGAAACACGCGCGCAAUUGUGAUACCUGCUCUGCCGGCGACAAACUUAGUUAUAAGUAGAGAAAAAAUUACGGUGCCUAAAUGUAUUUAUGUAAAUAGUAAUUUUAAUGUACUAUAAUUCUAGUUGUAUUAUAAAUUCUUAUUUUUGCAUAAAAAGUUAUAAACAA
Helicoverpa zea (corn earworm) is the source of this 2153-nucleotide messenger RNA. It is a transcript of the gene TwdlT, whose product is annotated as glycine-rich cell wall structural protein-like. The transcript is spliced from 2 exons. The coding region runs from base 1025 to 1981 and encodes 318 amino acids. The record is from RefSeq and is a predicted model, not a curated record. NCBI's taxonomy places the organism in Eukaryota, Metazoa, Arthropoda, Insecta, Lepidoptera, Noctuidae.